This is a messenger RNA of Gadus morhua (Atlantic cod), 488 nucleotides long. RefSeq names its product histone H2A. The record is from RefSeq and is a predicted model, not a curated record. NCBI's taxonomy places the organism in Eukaryota, Metazoa, Chordata, Actinopteri, Gadiformes, Gadidae. Bases 7 to 390 code for a protein of 127 amino acids. Gene Ontology annotation, cellular component: nucleosome. The transcript has a single exon. Gene Ontology annotation, molecular function: DNA binding; protein heterodimerization activity; structural constituent of chromatin.
UUAAUCAUGUCAGGAAGAGGUAAAACUGGAGGCAAAGCCAGGGCGAAGGCCAAGACCCGUUCAUCCCGUGCCGGACUCCAGUUCCCCGUCGGUCGUGUGCACAGACUCCUCCGUAAGGGAAACUAUGCCCACCGCGUCGGUGCCGGAGCGCCUGUCUACCUGGCGGCGGUUCUCGAGUAUCUGACCGCUGAGAUCCUGGAGUUGGCUGGAAACGCGGCCCGCGACAACAAGAAGACCCGCAUCAUCCCCCGCCAUCUGCAGCUGGCCGUCCGCAACGACGAGGAGCUCAACAAACUCCUUGGUGGAGUGACCAUCGCUCAGGGCGGUGUGCUGCCCAACAUCCAGGCCGUCCUUCUGCCCAAGAAGACCGAGAAGCCCGCCAAGAAGUAGAACUACACCACAAGACAACAAAGGCUCUUUUAAGAGCCACCUACUUUUCACAAAGCUGCAAAACCCUAAAGUGAUCAAACCAGCCUUAAAUUGCAUUA